UAUCAGAUGCAAUGAGAAUGAAAGGCAUUCAUGGAUCCAUGGAAAUCUAGUAGCAUAUCGAUUUGUUCUCAGCUUCUUUCGCCGAACCGUUCGGCCCCGACCAGGGCCGUAUCGGAUACCGCCCGCUAUUAAUCCCACUCGGGGACCAGACAGGGGAAGCGCGCGAGCAGCAGAGCCACGGUGCAAGCGCUGGGGUGGGUCAUCCCUGGCGGGCGCGAUGGAGGCAGAGGCCAACCCAGUUCGAGAUCCCGUGGCUUCGUGCCCCAGGCUUGAUGACCUCGCCCACCGGCUUCGUCUCUACGUGCCGCUCUCCUUCCCGGACGACGUGGAAGAGUACGAGUUGGGCGAUGGCGUGGAUGAGAGAGGGAAGGUGCUCCCCCAGAUGGGUUUGGUCGACUCCGCCGCCGCCGCCGUUCCCCCGCCGGAGAGGUUCCGCCCCAAAAGGGCGGCUGUCCUUGUUUGCCUCUUCGAGGGCAAGCUCGGCGACCUUCGUGUCAUCCUCACCAAGCGUUCCUCCAACCUCUCUACCCACUCCGGUGAGGUGUCGUUGCCGGGGGGGAAGGCGGAGGAGGGCGACGCGGAUGAUCGAGAGACGGCGUUGAGAGAAGCCAAAGAAGAGAUAGGGCUGGAUCCUUCUCUGGUCACAGUCGUGACCGUUCUGGAACCCUUCUUGUCCCGGCAUCUUCUCAGAGUAGUUCCUGUAAUUGGCUUGCUUUCUGAUAACCAAGCGUUCAAGCCUGUUGCUAAUGCUGAUGAGGUGGAAGCAAUAUUUGAUGCACCCUUAGAGAUGUUUCUCAAGGAUGAAAACCGGAGGUCUGAGGAACGGGAAUGGAUGGGGGAGAAGUUUCUGGUCCAUUACUUCAACUUCAGUACAGAAAACAAGAAUUUUGUUAUUUGGGGUUUAACUGCAACUAUCUUGAUUCAUGCCGCAUCAGUCAUUUACCAGCGGCCACCUUCUUUCCCUGAGCAGAAGCCCAGCUACAGAGUCCCUCGGUAUAUAAAGGGGACUUGUAUAAUGCCAUGAAUUCUGAGACUCAUAUCAACUUAAUGUCCACAAGCUGCUUGUGGUUGUUUGUUGUGGCAUUCUGGAAGAUCUUGCAGGUGGCUUCAGUGAAUCCUGUGCCCUGGCAGGUUUACUACCAAUCCCAGAUGGAUGGACCUAAUGCCAACUAUUCCCUUAAUUAUAGCAACUUCUACUUCAAUCUGUUUGAAAUGUUUCAGAUGCACUGCUUGAAGGACCAGCUUUGUGGACUAUUCCAGUGCAAAUAACUUGACAAACCAUACAAUGUAUUCUGCUAUACUGCUAAAAAAAAUUUACAGUUGUUAAUGUAAACAUAUUUUGUGGAAUAGUACAUUGAAUCCUUCCUGCACCA
Messenger RNA from Phoenix dactylifera (date palm), 1373 nucleotides. Its product is annotated as nudix hydrolase 15, mitochondrial-like. The record is from RefSeq and is a predicted model, not a curated record. Gene Ontology annotation, biological process: coenzyme A catabolic process. NCBI's taxonomy places the organism in Eukaryota, Viridiplantae, Streptophyta, Magnoliopsida, Arecales, Arecaceae. Gene Ontology annotation, molecular function: coenzyme A diphosphatase activity.